CAUCGCGUUGUCCAUACAAACGGCUGUGUCCUGGAGGACUAGGCUACCUACGGAAAAUCCAAUCCUGCGAAAAUCAAUACUAAUGAGCCAUUAAGCGUGGUCUCAGCUGCAGUCGGCCGUAGUCUAAUGAGCUGAGCGGCGGCGGAAAUUGAAUGUUGGCUCUAACCAAGCGGCUGCAGCAGGAAAUCACAUCGGCAUCGCUCUUAGCCAUCUGUCCGCCGAACGGAAACGGUAAAGGCGAAGGUAUCGGUAGCAGAAGCACUAAAACGGAAGUCUUAGGCGUAAUGCCUUGCGCCUGAGUGGAUGCGUAGCAUGGGCUGCUCCAGUUCCAAGACCUCCGCCACCGUAGAAGACACCAAAUCAUCGAAGCCCUGCUCAGCCAAGUCCAGUACAACGAGAAUGGCCGCCAAGAAGGAGUACCCUGCCUCGGAGGCCUUCACCAUUCCUUUGGAGAGCGAUGACAGUCCGGAGAUGCCGCUAAACGAGACGGUGCGCCAGCCACCGAAGAGGAUUCAGCAGCUGCUGCAGGAGGCGGCCAGCUCGGAGCCACUCACCUUGGAGGAGCUGGAGGAGAAGCAGCUAAAGGCCGAGCAGAGGCGGCAGGAGCUCAUGCAGCAGAAACUGGAGAUAAUACACAAGAAUGCUCAGAUGCUCAUGAAGCCUCAUGGGGAAACCGCUGGCGAAGGCGAAGGCGAAGGCGAAGGCGAAGGAGACCGGAACAAAGUCGAGGAGGAACAGCCCGAAAAGGUCUAGCUAUGAACUUCUUUUUCAUUCACAUUUUUAUUGUUAGCUUUAAAUUAUAUAUGUAUUACUAUAUAUCGUAGUAUAUUUCCAAACAAUUA
Drosophila sechellia is the source of this 842-nucleotide messenger RNA. RefSeq lists its product as uncharacterized. The record is from RefSeq and is a predicted model, not a curated record. The transcript has 2 exons. Lineage: Eukaryota; Metazoa; Arthropoda; Insecta; Diptera; Drosophilidae. Bases 304 to 753 code for a protein of 149 amino acids.